Molecule: messenger RNA, 846 nt
Organism: Brassica rapa (field mustard)
Lineage: Eukaryota; Viridiplantae; Streptophyta; Magnoliopsida; Brassicales; Brassicaceae
Source: RefSeq, a predicted model, not a curated record
AUGGAUGUUUAUAAUGGGGAGCAUACAUCUUUUUGGUAUGAUUCCUGGUCUCAACUUGGAUGUUUGAAGGAUGUAUUGGGCAGAGGAGGGAAUUUGGCUAUGGGUAUUACCGAGAAUUCACAUGUUGCUGAUGUUUUAACGGGACAUCGUAGACGAAGGCACAGACUGAGUAUUCUAAAUGAGGUGGAAGAAGAAAUUGAGAAGGUUCGAAAUAGGAGAAGUGUUGAAGACGAUAUCCCUCUCUGGAAGCAGAAUGGGAAUACUUUCGCAAACAAGUUCUCAACGAAAAAGACUUGGCAGUCUAUGCGUCAAGCUCAGCCGGUUUGUGCCUGGAAUAAAGGGGUAUGGUUUCCUCAAUCUACUCCUAAAUUCUCCUUUGUUGUUUGGGUGGCUAUAAGAAACAGACUGCCAACAUGUGAUAGAAUGAAGCUCUGGAACAACGCAGUUGAUGAGACUUGCGUUCUAUGUACUGAGACUGCAGAGACUUGUCAACAUCUAUUUUUUGGGUGUAGAUAUUCUAGGAAAAUCUGGAGGGAGUUAGUAGAAGGAAUUAUGGGAAGUGAGUUUACUUAUGAAUGGAAUGAUGUUAUUGAUGCUAUUUCAAGACAACAUCAAAAGACUACAGAGGGGUUUUUGCUUUGCUAUGCUUUUCAAGCUCUGGUUCACAGUAUCUGGCGGGAGAGAAAUGCUCGUCGCCAUGGGGAGCAGAGAAGGGAUGAGAGGAUACUUUAUAAGUUUGUGGAUAAGACAAUAAGAUUGAAGUUGCUUGCUGUGAAGAGUAAAGGACAGAGAUAUUUGGAGGAAGGCUUAUGUCGAUGGUUUGAGACAAGGAGGCCUCAUCCAUAG